Molecule: messenger RNA, 2669 nt
Organism: Hemibagrus wyckioides
Lineage: Eukaryota; Metazoa; Chordata; Actinopteri; Siluriformes; Bagridae
Product: tumor necrosis factor receptor superfamily member 14
Exons: 10
Coding region: 263-1387 (374 amino acids)
Cellular component (GO): plasma membrane
Molecular function (GO): protein binding
Source: RefSeq, a predicted model, not a curated record
GAUCUGUUCACUCUUUUAUUCUCUUAUUUAUUUUAGCAUUGGUCUCCACUCAUGCCAGGAGUGCCUUAAUUUCCAUCUAUGCUAGGUUCUCUAAUACUGUGGUUGUGUCAGAAACCAUUUAAAUCAGGAAACAGUUUGGCUUGUUGAAAAUAUCUCUUAGUUCAUCCAGUACUCUGUCCAACUUCAUAUGAAUCUAUUUCAUAACAAUCCUGCUCUGUUCCUGGGACUCAGAAAUACUUAUUUCAUGAUGUGAUGAAUUAAAAUGUUUAUCUUCAUAAAGUGUGUCCAGCCAGAGCUUAUUGGCUUUAGGAAUGAAAAGUUUCAAAAAAUGUCAGUGAACGUGCUACAUGUUGUCAUAGUCAUUCUAAUGAAUGGUCUGACCUCCAGUCUUCCUCUGAAGGCUGAAACCCGAUACCGCAGAGAAGCAGAAUCUUGCACAGAGUGUCCUCCAGGAACGUUUAUGUUGGCAUGUAACAAUUGCAAAACAUGUCCUGAAAAUACCUUCAUUAACAAGACCAACAAAGAGGACAGCUGCAUUGACUGCUUCAUGGACUGCAGAUCAGAAUUGCAUUUACAGGUGGUUAGUCCAUGCAGCAAGGUGGCUGAUGUGGUUUGCAAAUGUAUGAAAGGGUAUUAUUGUGAGAAGAAGGACGAGUACACAGGACAGUGCAAAAGAUGUAAACUGCAGCCACCUGAGCCUACCACCUCUCAGCCACCUGCACAGACCUCCUCCCACACCAUCACUCAGCCUAACUCUUAUGCCCCAAAGCAGACCACCUCGCACCCUUCCACAUGGACCACUAGCACAUUAUUUUCCACUGCUGUUCCACAAAAUAUGUCACAGGGAGCAAAUAUGCAAUUUAUCAUUCUGGUUUUAGUUCUGGCUUUUGUAUUAGGCAUGCUCUUUUUGUUUUUCUACAAAAGAAGAAAAAUAGACUGCUUAAAAAAACGUUUAAAGCAGUGCUCAGUACGAAAUCAAAAGGAGGACAGUAGAGCUAUAUCUUCUGAUAUAAACCAGCCAGAUAAACAGCUCCAUUGCCAGGAGACACACACAGACACGCCUAGCACUACUAAGACAGAUUGUCCAACUCUUCAGCCAGAAAGCAGAGAGCAGACUCUACCAGCUUCUGGAAAUCUAGGUCCUCUCCACAUAUACGGUGCAGGUACAGUGUUUGUCAGUUUGCUGAACCAAUUUAGGCUGACUGGAGGAGACAAGGAUGAAGAGGAUCUCCGGAAGCAGCCUUUAAACAACAGUGAAAUGCAGGGCCCUCCCUCUCCUACGGUACCGCUGUCAAAGGAGGAAGGGAACAGGGACAUCAGUUAUAUCUCUUUCCCCUUUCAGGAGCAAGGGAAAGAGUGUCACAUGUCAAAAGAAGAAGGAUUGUGAUGGAUAUAAACCUUAGCCCUUUUUGUUUGCUGUAUGAUUCUUGUUUAUAGUGCCUCACCAUAAACUUUGGCUCUGGGUUUUGGUUUGUCUGAAACAUGAACCUUCUUCCUGGUUGAGUUUUGAGCUCCUUUGCGACAACAAAAAGACUAUACCAUCAAACUUUAACCUGGAUAUCUUUGCCUGGAUCCUGUGGAAAGGCGGCUGUGUAUGUACUGUAUGUGAGCAUGUGCGGUGGGACACUGUUCAUCAAUGAAGAUGAAUGGAAAGCUCCAUUAAUUAAAGGCCUGGUAUAAAAAUGUUGAUGCAAUGCAUAUAUAGUAAAUGUGUUUCAGCUUAUUAGAAAUAUAUAGGUUUAGUGACUGCAUUCAAAAAAUACCAUGUAUUUGCACGUUUUGUAGCCUAAGUUAUUGCAAAUCUUUUUUUUUUUCUGUGCACCUCUGUAAAUGUGUAUAUUAAAGAAAGACAAUUGUGACAUAAAUUAAUGAAUUUAUGAAAUUAAUGAAAAGAAUUGUAUACCCUUCCUAUUUUUUAACCUGGGAACUUUUUCUUUUUACUUAUAAUGAAAUGCAAAACCAAUAUCUGUCACCCUAUACUUUAUAAGCACAUCUGCUCAUGGCCCACAAAUAGACACUGUGAAAAUAGGCUUCACAGAUUCACCACAAAACUGACUUCAGAAAGACUCUUACUUCCUUUUUAUUUAAUUAAAGAAAGAUGUUAUUUUUCAAGUUGCAAAGUUGAGUAAAGGUUUACAUCAUUUAUACAAGAUACACAUUUUGAAUUAUAAAAGUGAACUAUUUUCCCCCCACGACAAUACAAACAAAAACACAAACAGAAUUCUCAGUAUACAGUAUGGAUAACUUACUAUAUUCUAUGGGGCGCAGAAUCGAACAGUAUAGCAAAGUACACACCAACAUCUCUACACAGCUUGCUAGCAGGGUUCAGGGAUAACAGCAUUACAGGGUUUGUUUGUUUGUUUUUUAAACAAAAGAUAACAUUCUAGAACAACUGACAAUGACUUCUAGUAAACUGUUUUCAGUAGCCCUCCAAAUUAACUCGAAGUUUAUUUCAUUGUUAAAUUUAGGCCAUAUUGUAAAGGAUGUGCACUAUGUUUACUAUCAGUACAAGUGUUUGUGUGUAAUGUCCUCACUUCUCGUUUAGUGACUUUGCACUCAAAUACAAGCGGCCCACCCUGCAUAUCAAACAUUUUUGUUCAGGUGGAUCUCGCUUUGCUUUGAAUAAAUUCUGUGUUGAUUAUACAAAUAUGAAGGCGAAUAAGUAAAAA